AUGAUUUACAUCAUGUUGCUUAGAGGAAAAGAAGAAAAUACUGCAAGCCAAGCCAUCAAACUCAUCCCACCGAGGGUAAAAAGGCAUGAGAUUUUAAUGAGGUGCAAAGUGACAAUGAGUGAAAACAUUCUAGGCACAAAAAUAGCAAAAACUAAAUGGUUUAGGUUAGGCUUACCCACCCCCACUUCUUCCUCAUGUUGUGUACUUCUUCAUGAGACUGAGCCAGCUUUUCAUCACUUUCGAGGCUCUACGACCAUCACCAUUAAGAAAACUCCUACAGUUCUUGACAGAGAAAUGAAGAAACUAUGCAGAACAUUUCCAUAA
Molecule: messenger RNA, 324 nt
Organism: Clunio marinus
Lineage: Eukaryota; Metazoa; Arthropoda; Insecta; Diptera; Chironomidae
Source: the annotation of a GenBank genome assembly